Molecule: messenger RNA, 2583 nt
Organism: Hippocampus zosterae (dwarf seahorse)
Lineage: Eukaryota; Metazoa; Chordata; Actinopteri; Syngnathiformes; Syngnathidae
Gene: asnsd1
Product: asparagine synthetase domain containing 1
Exons: 5
Coding region: 117-2081 (654 amino acids)
Molecular function (GO): asparagine synthase (glutamine-hydrolyzing) activity
Source: RefSeq, a predicted model, not a curated record
CAGCAAACGGUGGCUGUGGACGAGCUGUCUGGUUUGAAGAAGGACAGAAAAGUGUACGUCCAGCAGAGGAACAGCAACAUAUUGUUCUUAGCGGACAGAGGACAGACCUUGAGUUCAUGCAAGAAGAAGCUGGACAGCCUGACGAAGGAGUUACAAGACCUGUGAAGCGGAGCGAUCCUGCAACCAUGUGCGGCAUCUUCUGUCUUGUGAGUCCAGCGUCCUCUCGGUUCACGUGGGACAAAGGCAUUUACGAACAUUUAAAAAGAAGAGGCCCCGACUCCAGCGAGGAUUUCAUUGUCUCGGGCUCCGAUCCUCCUUACCGCUGCUUGUUCUCGGCUCAUGUUCUCCACAUGAGAGGUCUCCUCACAACUCAGCCGCUCCGGGACCCUGCCGGCAACGUCCUGGUCUGGAACGGGGAGGUCUUUGGUGGUUUACAAGUCCUGCCACUUGAAAACGACACCGCUGUUGUUCUGAGGCAUUUGUCUUCUUGCAGCGAUCCGUCUGACAUUUUGUCUGUCCUGUCCACCGUUCGAGGUCCCUGGGGGUUUGCGUACUACCAAAAGAGCCAAGAUUGCCUCUGGUUCGGGAGGGAUUACUUUGGGAGAAGGAGUUUGCUCUGGAAGUAUGACCAAACACUGAAGGCCUUGACCCUCAGCUCUGUGGGGGCCAGCUCUGAGGGACCCGGUCAGUCCAGUCCCUGUGAACCCGGGCACCCUGACUCCUUUCGAUCCCAGCAGUUCGGCACCAGUGGAUCUGGCCAGUCCAAUGCUUGUGGACCGAGUCAGUCCAGCCCUGAUAAUCCUGGAUUGUGCGUAUGGCAGGAGGUCCCUGCGGCCGGCGUGUACAGAAUCGACCUGAAGUCAGUUGUAGAAUCCGGCUCACCCACGAUAGAACUUUAUCCCUGGUCUCAGGGUGGAGAUGAUCGGGUUUCCGCUUGCCUGGAGACGACUCGGCUUCCUGGCCCGGGCACCUGCGUCAUACUGAAGAACCCCCCGGGCCUGCUUCGAUCACCCGUCGGUCCUUUGAAUACGACGCUGAAAGAGCAGCGCGAAAUAGAGCCCAUCGGGGAGGAUCCGGAAGAACUUCUGGAGAAGAUCAAGAAGGAUCAAGCGGUGAAAGGUCUGAUCGAUGUUCUCAGCGAGGCCGUCAGGAGACGCGUGCAGUCUUUGCCCAAUGAAUCACAAGUCGGCGACCAUUCCAGCAUUGGCAUCCUUUUCUCAGGCGGCGUCGACUCUAUGAUUCUGGCCCUCUUAGCUCACCGUCACGUACCCGAUUGUCAAUCUAUAGACCUUCUUAACGUGGCUUUUCCACACCGCGAGGCUCAGAAAGCCUCUGCCAAGAAACAAAAAGCCAGUCAGAGUCAGUCCGAAACCCAAACACGCAUCACAUUCAAUGUCCCGGACAGAAUCACCGGCAAAUCCGGCCUCAAGGAACUACAGGCCUUGGCUCCGGAGAGGCGAUGGAACUUUGUGGAAGUGGACGUGACGCAGGAGGAGCUGCAACAAGCGCGACGCCAACGCAUCAGUCACUUGGUACACCCACUGGACACUGUCCUGGAUGACAGCAUCGGCUGCGCGGUGUGGUUCGCGGCCAGAGGCAAGGGGUUCCUGGACCGGGACCACGACCGGAUCGGCUUCAUGUCUUCGGCCAAGGUCAUUCUGACAGGAAUCGGAGCCGACGAGCAGCUGGCAGGUUACGCGAGACACAGGGUGAGGUUCAAGACAUCCGGAUACCAAGGACUGGUCCAAGAAAUAGCCAUGGAGCUCGGCAGGAUCUCCUCCAGGAACUUGGGAAGGGAUGACAGAGUGAUUGCAGACCACGGGAAAGAGGCCAGGUUCCCGUACCUGGAUGAGAGCGUGGUGAGCUACCUGAACUCUCUGCCCAUGCGUGACAAGGCCGACCUGACGCUCCCACGGGGCGUCGGCGAGAAACUGCUGCUGAGGCUGGCCGCCCGCCGGCUGGGCCUCGGGCCGUCCGCGGUCCUGCCCAAGAGGGCCAUGCAGUUUGGCUCGCGCAUCGCCAAGAUGGAGAACGGCCGCGAGAAGGCGUCGGACCGCUGCGGCAGGCUGCUCGCCGAGUAGGCGGAAGGAUUCGUGGUGUCUGUGGAUCAAGUUCGCCAAUCAAAUUUGGAAGGAUGUGCUCCGGUGCUCUCUCUACAUCAUGUAUGCGGGCAUGUUUUGGAGUUUGUCCUUGAAAUAUUGGUCGCAGUCCACGUAGGACCGCAAGUUGCCCACGUCGAAACGCCCGCCAAUCUCGUGUACGAACACGGGUUUUCUGUGAAAUGGGGAAAAAAAUGUAUUAAAAAUCUGCCUCACAGAAUACUGUCCUCAAAUUCACGUUUCGACAUCUCAAAUUUCAUGUUAGAUCGAGCAAUUAUUAAAUCCAUUUAGAUUACAUCGAAAGAAAGCAGUGUUUUCUAGCAUAAAAUUAAGAUAUCUUUGUUACUAUAUUAAAAAUGAAUACAUGAUUGAAAUGGACUAUUUGUAAUGCAUUGGUUGAAUAUUAAAAGCCGAACUGGGUCCCUCAUCGUAAUUGAUCAGGAAUAUUUCCGGAAUACAUUUGAUUCUAAUUCGUAACAGCAAA